This is a messenger RNA of Rhodotorula toruloides NP11, 3063 nucleotides long. RefSeq names its product component of oligomeric golgi complex 7. The record is from RefSeq and is a predicted model, not a curated record. Gene Ontology annotation, cellular component: COG complex. The transcript has a single exon. The coding region runs from base 1 to 3063 and encodes 1020 amino acids. Gene Ontology annotation, biological process: intracellular protein transport; Golgi organization; retrograde vesicle-mediated transport, Golgi to endoplasmic reticulum. Lineage: Eukaryota; Fungi; Basidiomycota; Microbotryomycetes; Sporidiobolales; Sporidiobolaceae.
AUGGCAGACCGCGCACUGAGGAUGCCAGCUGGGCUGACGCCUCCACGGUCGCUCUCGCCGUCUGCGCUGUCCCCGACCUCGGAUCCCUCCCCUUCCCCCACCAUCAGCGACGACCUCGACCUCGCUGUCCUGACGUCCGACGCGUUCACCUCCGAAGCCGAUUGGCUGAACGCUGUCGUCGAGAAAUCGCUCACGAAGCGCAAGUCGGGCGACCAGUCCCUCGCCGAAGUCGAAUCCACCCUCACCCGCACCCUGCACUCUCUCGACAUCUCGGUUGGCGACACUUCGGCUGCCGUUGACCGCCUGAUCACCGAGAUCUCGCUCUCGGUACCCCGCCUCACGUUCGACCUCCAGCUGAUGCGGGAGAAUGCGCUCCUACUGCGCUUCACGCUCGACGGAAUCCGGAAACGAGGCGGAGGUUACGGAACGGAGAGUGAGGUGGGCAAGGUCCUCGAACGCAUGCGAGUGCUCGACCUCGUUAAGCAGCGAAUGGAGGCGGCGCGAGAUGUCUUGCGCGAGGCGGAGAGUUGGAGCACGCUGGAGAGCGAAGUUACGGGCUUGAUUGGUGAGGACCAGUACGCCAAGGCUGCCGAGCGACUCGCAGAGGCGGCGCGGUCGAUGGUCGUCUUCCAGAACACGGCCGAGUACGAAGGACGACGCGCGCUCAUGGUCUCGCUCCAGAACCAGCUCGAGGCGAGCCUGAGCAGCGGUCUCGUCAAGGCGAUCAACGAGCGCGACGUCAAGGGCUGCAAGCAGCUAUGGAACAUCUUCGGCAUGAUCCAGCGCGAGCAGGAGUACCGCACCUACUACUUCAGCAACCGCCGCGGCACCCUCGUCGACAGCUGGACUUCGGCCAAACUCAGCGAUUGCCUUGAGGCUCCGUCCGCCCUCCCUAUCUCGGCCACUCCGAAUCUCAACGCGCCGACUCAGAAAUUCGUCGACGCCCUCGCCCAUUUCUACAGCGACCUUCAGGUCCUCCUUGCCGAAGAACGCACCUACAUCCCUGCCAUCUUCCCCGACCCCGCUCCCACCCUUUCUUCCUUCAUCGAGACGACGCUCGAAGGCCUGUCGCCGCCCAUACCGCAGCGACUUACCUCGAUCGCCGACUUCUACGGCCCCCUCGUCCUCCCCGAACUUAUUGCCGCGUACAAAGCGACGGAGGAGUUCGCAGUCCAGGUCGAACGGACCUUCAUCAAACUCGAGCCGAGUCCUGCCCCCGCCCCUUCUCCACCAGCGCACUCGCCGACGUCGCCGCGACCGGGUCACAGCCCGUCUUCGCCCUCCUUGUCCGGCGGCGCUCCUGCGACUCCCGCGAAACGCCGCAUGUCGAAGCGGAGAUCGCUGUCCAAACGGCUCUCUGCUCGGUCCAUCUCGUUUGCGACGGGUCAGGGACCGGACUUCCUGAGCGACCAUGGCGGCGACGAGGACGAGGAGGCGAGCGCGGCGCAGGUGCGACCUUGGGAGACGGCGCUGUUCGAGCCGUUCCUCGACUGGCAAGUCGAGUACCCGGAGCUCGAGCGGCGGUAUGUCGCGUCCGAGAUGAGCAAGUCGCUGGGCGACAUCGGUGACUGGACGGCCGGGUUGACGAGCGGGUCAAGCUCAGCGGGGUCGGAGAAGGGCGCAAAGAUCUUGCUCGACAAGGCGGGCAAGGUCUUCUCGGUCCUCGAGGAGGCCAUCGGCCGGAACCUCGCCCUGACGCACGGCUACGGCGCUCGAGGGCUCGUCGAUGUCAUGAACGAGCAGCUCGUUGCCUUCUUCGACCGGCGAAAGGAGGACCUGAUGCGGGCGGGACGGGAGAAGGGGUCUGCGUCGGCGCGGAGACGGGCGCAGGCGACAGCGGCGGCUCUGGCGGGCGGGAUUGCGAGUCCGGACGAGGAGCAGGAGAUGGUGCUCGAAGGGCUCGAGUACUCGACGGAGGACUGGUCGACCUUCCAGUUCGGCCUCAAGCUGCUGGAUACGUGUCGCGGCAUGGCGGAGCGCUUGACGGCGUUCGAGGCGAAGCUCAAGGCGAGGAUGACGGUUCUGGCGCAUGCGGUGCGGGAGGCGCGGGAAAGUCCAGCUCGCUACACCGUGCCCGGCACGACCAAGGGCGCCAUCCUCCUCCUGCGACAGUCAACGCUCAACUCGGCAGAGCUCGCCGAGCUCCUCGACCCCCUUGAGAAGCCGCACGAGGCGCCGUCCGGCGGUUCGCUCUCCCAUCCCCCUCCGCCUCCGCCGCCCUCGCCCUUUCUCCUGCCGAAAGCUCGCGGCGCUGCGACCGACUUUACCCGCACAACCCAGCUCUUCCUGCACGACACCAUUCUCGCCCCACUCUUUGCCCAUCUCAACGAGUACUCCACCUUGGCGUGCUGGACGACGACGCAGGAACAGCGACCCGGCGGCAAGGGCGCAUUCGACUUGGCGAUUCCGACUUUCUCACUCUCACCCACCGAGACCAUCUCCCGCGUCGGCGAAGGCCUGUUCAACUUGCCGCGCCUGUUCGAGGUGUACGCCGACGACGACGCGCUCGCCUUCUCCAUCGAGACCUUGCCGUUCGUUGAUGUCGAGACGCUUCGAGCGCUGCAACAGCCGCCGCAAGCUGCACCGCCGAUGCUUCGUCAAGGAUCGGGGCACAGGUCGACCUCGUCCGAAGCGCUGAGCGGAGGCAUCCCCGCAUCUCCCGCCCUCACUCGCACUCGCCGCGGUUCGCUGGUCGCAGGCUCUCCCAGCUCGCACGCCUCCGCCAGUCAGCCAGCUCACAUGCCCCUCUCUGCCGAAACGGUCAUCGCGACUUGGCUUUCCUCCCUUACCCUCUCCAUCCUCUCGCACCUCACUUCGACCGUCCUGCCUGACAUCCCGCGCUUGUCGAAACACGGCUCGGCACAACUCGUCUCCGACCUCGAGUACCUUGCGAACGUCGCUCGUGCGCUGGACGUCGAGAGUCCGGAGGAACUCGACAGCUGGAGAGACGCGGCUGCGCUGGACGACAAGGCGCUGCGAGGUGAGGCGGAGGUCGAUGAGCGGAUUGACAGGACGGUGCUGGAGAGGGUGGCGAGGAUCAGAGGUAUCAGGCGGGCGGCGUGA